Molecule: messenger RNA, 1827 nt
Organism: Penicillium coprophilum
Lineage: Eukaryota; Fungi; Ascomycota; Eurotiomycetes; Eurotiales; Aspergillaceae
Product: flavin-containing monooxygenase
Exons: 5
Coding region: 1-1827 (608 amino acids)
Molecular function (GO): NADP binding; flavin adenine dinucleotide binding; N,N-dimethylaniline monooxygenase activity
Source: RefSeq, a predicted model, not a curated record
AUGUCACCACCGUCAGCUAUUAUAGACCCAAUGGCUUCAGUCAUGACGCCGCCCAGUUUCCCAAAUGGGUUUACCAACAAGGGCACUAAGAGCUCCCAUCAUCAUCAUCGCCUCAAUCCCGAGUAUACCAUUGUCGAACAGCCUAUCGGGACCCGGAGACCACUUCGCGUAGUCUGCCUUGGUGCGGGCUACUCGGGUCUUAUGAUGGGUAUCGUUUUCAAUGAACGUAUGAAGAAUGCCAAUGCAGAAAUUGUGAUUUAUGAACGAAACGCUGAUCUGGGAGGAACUUGGUAUGAGAACCGAUACCCGGGAUGUCAGUGUGAUAUCCCAGCACAUAACUAUGCGUACAGCUUUGCUGCCAACCCGGAGUGGCCGAAUUAUUAUGCGACAUCAGAGCAGAUCCAUUCUUACAUGAAAGAUGUCGCCAAACAAUAUGAAGUUGAGAAAUACAUCCGCCUUCAGCAUUCGGUUGAAUCUGCGAUUUGGAAUGAGGAAAAAGGGAAGUGGAAUCUCCAGAUUAGGCACGGCUCUAGUCUAAUCCCAGACGAAUGUGAUGUCUUCAUCAAUGCAAGCGGCGUGUUGAACAACUGGAAGUGGCCCUCUAUUGAGGGACUAGAAAGUUAUAAAGGAAGACUUAUGCACUCGGCGCAUUGGGAUUCCACUUACGAUUUUACCGGUAAACGCGUUGCCUGUAUCGGAAUCGGAUCCUCGGGCAUUCAGAUUGUCCCUAAACUUGCCAGUGUUGUCAAGAAUAUGGACUGCUACGUACGAAGCCAAACUUGGAUCAGCCCAGCUCCUGGGAUCAAUGAACCGACCGCAAAUGACCCAGAAAUGGACAAAGAUUAUAAUUUUGCAGAAAGCACCUUAGAGCUAUUCAAGGAUCCUAAAGUCCUUCGUGACUAUCGCGCCGCCAUUAUGAACCGACGAGCAGAGAAUUUCAAUCGCGUAAUUGCUGAUUGCGACCUUCAAAAGCAAGCUCAAGAUAUGUUCCGAAAGUCUAUGACUGACCGGUUGGGCAACAGCGAGAAAGGAAAGCGUGCAGCUGAACUCCUUGUUCCCUCCUUCCCAGUUGGAUGCCGUCGCCAAACACCCGGGCCGGGUUUCUUGGAAGCUAUUAUCCAGGACAAUGUCGAACUGAGAUGGGACGACGUCUCAAAAAUCACCGAGGGAGGAAUUCUGACGCGAAGCGGCGUGGAGUUGGAAUAUGACAUUAUUGUCUGUGCUACGGGCUUUGACACUUCAUUCAAACCUUCAUUCCCACUAGUCGGUCGCAAUGGAGUCAAUAUGGCAGAAAAGUGGGAAAAAGACGUCCCCAAGGCAUAUAUGGGCAUGUGUGUGCCAGAAUUUCCGAACUACUUUUGCUUUGUUGGACCCAAUUCACCACUCGCUAACGGAUCCCUGAUUCUGGGAAUUCAAGCGACCGCGGCAUAUAUCUACAAAUGGAUGGAGAAGAUGCAAACAGAGGGCAUUCGCAGCUUUGAAAUCGAAGAUGAUGUCAACGAAGAGUACAAUCAGCAUAUCCAAAAGUACCUUGAACGUACAGUAUGGACUCGAGAUUGUCGCAGUUGGUACAAGCGUGGUACUAUUGAUGGUCCAGUUAUCGCCAUAUACGGCGGAUCCAUCUUCCAUCUCUUGGAAGCCAUGAAGAACCCGCGCUGGGAGGACUUUAAGAUGGACCGGACACCUGAAGCAAAGAUCAACCGCUUCUCGUAUCUGGGCAAUGGAACUACCCUAAGAGAAGCUAAGGGAGGUGACAUCGGUGCCACGCAAACGCUGGACUUUGAUGAGUUUUGGAACCUGUUUAAUCUCCCACAGAUCCAUGAUUAG